AUGGCUUCUGGAAGAUUAAUUAAGCUUGUGUUGUUUGAACUUCUUGAACUUGCUGCUUUCUCCAUUCCCACACUUGUGAUUGUGGAGCAGUUUGCCACCGCCUAUCAAAGGACAAGGAAUAUAUCUGAGAAAACACAUUACUGGCUUAUUGUUUCCUGUUCUAUUGCCUACGUGGCUUCCAUGACUCUGUUGAUUUGGGUUCCCGUAAAAGUUCUCUUAUACAAGAAACAUCAUCUUCGCAAAAAAAUUAGAGGAUGGAGACCUGUUAUGAUGAUGUGUGUAGUGUUCACCACACUUCCCAGCUUCAGCUUUUCUAUAGCAGUGACCGAGGUUCAGAAGAAUAUUGCUGGUACCACUGCUGUAUUACCUGAUACCUUACCAGACCUACCAGUAUCUCUGGUCCUGACUUGCUUAAUCAUGGUGGAUAUUAUUGAAAAACUCAGGAUAUAUCCUCUCAGAGGUAGUCAAAAGAGUAGUGAAGACAGCCGUAUUUGCACUUUGCAACAAAUAACAACUGUGACUGAACAAGCGAGGCAAAGUGAAGAAAACCCUGCCACUCCUCAGGCAGCCAGGGGAAUUGAGUCAUCCCGAGGUGAAGUAACAACAUGGAGCCAGGAUUCUGCAUUUAUGGGACCCGAGGAGCCGUCCUUCCACUCGGGAAUUCUGCGUGCAAUGUCCCGGCAAGACGUUCGGGCGGAAAUAUUUCUGUGGAGCUUUCUCUUGUGGUCUGACACAAUUGAAAUGCUGCGAGUGGCAGGUCACCCCGCUGUGUACAAGUCCGGCUGGUUGUAUCCAGUCUACAUAUUUAGUUUUAUUUCUCUGCUUCGAGUUAUAUUUACACCCAAAAACCCUCUUCUGAAUUCCCUGGGCAUCCUGUUUCAGGAUUUGCCCUUCAUUUUUGUUCGACUUAGUUUAAUCAUUGUUCUGGGGACCAUCACCCCCGUGCUAGGUCUUUGUAAAAAUGUGCUGGUAACUCUCUCUUAUAUUUACUUUAAUCACUUAACCAAACUCAGAGUGUUUUCUGCCUUCGAAAUGUCUUAA
Orycteropus afer afer is the source of this 1041-nucleotide messenger RNA. RefSeq names its product transmembrane protein 236 (gene TMEM236). The transcript has 4 exons. The coding region runs from base 1 to 1041 and encodes 346 amino acids. The record is from RefSeq and is a predicted model, not a curated record. Lineage: Eukaryota; Metazoa; Chordata; Mammalia; Tubulidentata; Orycteropodidae.